GAGAUCAGUUCCUGUAAAUUUUAUAUUCAUAUUCAUAUUCAUAUUUAUAUUUAUAUUUAUAUUUAUACCAAUAAUUGCAUCCCAACUGCUAUUUCACCAUCGCUUGGAUUGAUAUUACUUAUCAAUAUCAAUACUAACUUCAAUACUAAUACAGUCAAUUUCUUUAAAUUCAGCUCAUAAAUCUUCUCUAGAUCUUUUUUCUUUUUUCUUUUUUCUGAAAAUUUCAUUAUUUCUCUUUUACUAUCAAUCGACUUCUCUCAUUCUCGCUACAACUUGUUUUUUUCAUUACUUUAUUAUGCACUCUCUAUCAAGAACAAACAAGAAAACAUCUCUAUUCGAAAUAAGACUAAAUGGAACUCAAUACGAUGUUGUAAUCAUAAAAGGCCCAUCUUCUUCUGCUCCUUCAAACUUGCUCACCGGCACAAUUGUUUUGUCGGUCUUGGAACCAAUUCACUUUAAAAAACUAUCCUUAAAGAUCUCUGCCAUCUUGAAAUUAAGAUGGUUUGAUACUUAUGAAACUAUAAAUGGCGAAUUUAAAAAACCUGUUUAUUCGCAAAAGACUUUAUAUGAACACUAUUUGGACAAUAAUUAUUUCUUAAAAAACUUGCAAGACUAUCAAAAGAAUUCAAAUUUAUAUUCUCAUUCUCAUUCUCAUUCUCAUUCAAAUUUAAAUUUAAAUUCAAAUUCAAAUUCAAACUCAAAUUCCUCAACAAAUUUGAAAAAUUUAAACAAAAAAUCUAAAUUUUCUUCUUUUGCUUCCUCAAUGUCCUUAUCAACUUUAACUUCUCCUUUUAUUUUCGAACCUGUAAACCAACCUUCUUCCAAUCCAAUCAAUUUCAACUCUUCAAAUAAUUCAACUUCAAACAACAACCUCAACAACCUCAACAAUGAUCAUCACAACAAUAACACCUCCUUCUUCUUGGAAAAAGGUAACUAUGAAUUCCCCUUUUCUUUUGUUCUUCCUGGAACAAUCCCAGAAAGUGUUCUAGGCCUUAAAAACGCUGUCUUGUACUAUAAGAUCCAAAGCACCCUUCAUAAGGGAAAAUUGUCAAAGGAUAUAUCUGCUACAAAACAUUUACGAGUAAUAAGAACCCUAACUCCAGAUUCCUUAGAACUCGCUGAAACAAUGGCUGUAGAAAAUACAUGGCCCAAGAAAAUAGAAUACUCAAUUAGCAUUCCCUCAAGAGCAAUCGCAAUCGGCUCGGCCAUUCCAAUUACUUUAAAUCUAAUUCCAUUGUUAAAAGGUUUAAAAUUAUCAAGAAUAAAAUUCACUCUAAUCGAAUACAUUCACCUCCACAGUCCUAACCAUAGCCGUAAUCAUGAAAGAAUCCUCGUUCAAAAUGAAAUCCCAGAACCGAAAAGUCACCAAUAUCAUGAUAUUUCCACUGCUUUAAUCGAGCCUCUAUCCAUUGAAAUCAAUCAAAACUUUUCAAACAAACUAACUCUAUCAAAUGAUCGUUGGUCAAUCGAUUUUUUAAUGCAAUUGCCCCUAAGUUUAUCCAAAAUCACCCAAGAUUGCCAUAUCCUCGACCAGUUAAAAGUUCGUCACAAAUUAAAAUUCAACAUUGGCUUGAAAAAUCCUGAUGGUCAUGUCUCUGAAUUAAGAGCUUCCUUACCUGUUAUCCUAUUUAUAUCUCCCCAUGUUGCAAUAUCUUGUAAACAUGAUAUUAACGAGAAUUUCACCGAUUUUGAUGACAAAUUGUUCAAGAAAAAUGAUCACACUACAAAUUCAUUAAAGGACUCAACGGACGAUCAAAUUUUAUUUGGUGAUGUACUCAAUCCUCAAAAACCAAUUCCCUUUGGUACUGCAAUUAUAGCUCCUCCCAAUUAUGGUGAACAUGUUUAUGAUAGACUCUGGUGUGAUGUUCCAACUCCCAAUUUGUGCUCACCAAUUGAAUCAGGUUCCAAUUCUGCAGCAAUAACGCCGUCAGGCUCUAAUUUAAACAUGGCCAGUUCAUCUCACAAUUUGUCUUCUAGCCAUUUAACCAGAAAAUUACAAAACUUGAGAUUGGAGGGAGAAAGAGAUAACGAUAAUGACAAAGACAAUGAAAGAGAAGAAAACACUAGAGUAACAAACAAGAGGUCUGGUAGCCAAGCUACUUUUUUGUUGGGUUCUCCAAUCGAAGAAAAUGAACAUGAAGGCGACUAUUUCAGCACCAAUCGUCAUUCUAUCGAUGUUAACAAUAGUAUCCCAGUAAAUUUGCGAUCAUGCUCUUUACCUCAUUCUCCAGGUGCCUUGGAAAACAACUCCCAUUCAAGAUUUUCUUCCUGGACAGACUUGUCAAAAGUACCUUCUUAUAAAACCGCCAUUAAGAGCGAUCAAUUUGAAAAGAUAUUAGCGCCAUCGUACGAGGAGUCUGUGAGAAACAGAAGAUCGUUUUCAGUAUCUCAUACCAAAAAGUACACCAAAAACCAUCAUAGCUUUGGCUCAUUUAAUCAGCUCACCUCGCUCAUGAAUUCCAGAAAACUUCCCUCUUCCAACAAAACCAGCUCGAUACUAACCAUACCCAACAACCUUCAGCCAGACAUUGGAAUUGCCCACGUCCUAAGCAACACUUCUCUGGGCUCUGACAACUCGUCUAAAAGCGAUAACUCGUCUUCCAGCAACACCUCUUCUUCAGUGGCCAACGACUCAGACAGACCUUCCAUGGAGAAACAACACAGUCCAGCACACACACCAACAGGCCCUCAUGGUGACCCAAACCCACACCCACACAUCAAAACCAGCAACUCCCUCGUCAACCUAUCUAAGAACAUGUUCCACUUGAACAAGGACAAGCCCUAGCCUUAUCUCUUCAGUUUCCUGUUAUCUCUUUCUAUAUCUCUCUAUCUUAUAUCUCUUCUUCCUGUGCUGCCCGCCCCGAUGCGCAUGCGCCGUUUGUGUGUAGACGCGGCGUGCAUGCGGCGCUUUCUGCAUUCGAUCCCUGUGGAAGCGGGAUACUGUCAUUUGAGGCUGUAGCGGAAACACAUCGCUCUGAUUGUUCAAAGAG
This is a messenger RNA of Ascoidea rubescens DSM 1968, 2990 nucleotides long. RefSeq names its product arrestin C-terminal domain-containing protein. Gene Ontology annotation, cellular component: cytoplasm; plasma membrane; cytosol. Gene Ontology annotation, molecular function: protein-macromolecule adaptor activity; ubiquitin protein ligase binding. Gene Ontology annotation, biological process: ubiquitin-dependent endocytosis. Lineage: Eukaryota; Fungi; Ascomycota; Saccharomycetes; Ascoideales; Ascoideaceae. The transcript has a single exon. The coding region runs from base 296 to 2785 and encodes 829 amino acids. The record is from RefSeq and is a predicted model, not a curated record.